GACCCGGCUGGGGAAGCCGCGCGCGGGGGCCAUUUUGGCGGCGCUUCUCCGGCCUGCUCCGUGACCACGUGAGCGCCGCCCGGGGCUCGGCGCGGGGCAGCCCAGCCCGGCGGGCGCACGGGGCCGGGCCCGCGGCCGGCGGACAGAGAGCGCGGCAGCCGCGGGGCGGGCCGGCGGGGGUGGGGAGGCGGCGGCCAGGCUCCGGAGGGGGGGAAGGCUCCCGGCGGCGGCGAGCGAGCAGCGGGAACGGGACGCGGCCCGCCCGCCCCCCACCCCUCCCGGAGCCCCUCGGCGGGAGCGGAGCGGCGGGACCAUGCCGUCGGUCAGCCUGCCGCCCAAGGAGAACGCACUCUUCAAGCGCAUCCUGCGGUGUUAUGAACAUAAGCAGUAUAGAAAUGGGCUGAAGUUUUGUAAGCAGAUCCUUUCUAACCCGAAGUUUGCAGAACAUGGAGAAACCUUGGCGAUGAAAGGACUAACAUUAAACUGUCUAGGGAAGAAAGAGGAAGCUUAUGAGCUGGUGCGCAGAGGCCUAAGGAAUGACUUGAAGAGUCAUGUCUGUUGGCAUGUCUAUGGUCUUCUUCAGAGGUCAGACAAGAAGUAUGAUGAAGCUAUCAAAUGCUAUAGAAAUGCACUGAAAUGGGACAAAGACAAUCUUCAAAUCUUGAGAGAUCUUUCUCUGCUACAGAUUCAAAUGAGGGAUCUUGAAGGUUACAGGGAAACAAGAUAUCAGUUGCUUCAGCUCCGACCUGCACAACGAGCGUCAUGGAUUGGCUAUGCUAUUGCUUACCAUCUGUUGGAAGACUAUGAAAUGGCAGCAAAAAUUUUAGAGGAAUUUAGGAAGACUCAGCAGACAUCACCUGAUAAAGUGGACUACGAGUACAGUGAGCUGCUGCUGUAUCAAAAUCAAGUCCUCCGUGAGGCAGGACUACAUAAAGAAGCGUUGGAGCAUCUUUGUACCUAUGAAAAACAAAUCUGUGAUAAACUGGCUGUUGAAGAAACUAAAGGAGAACUCCUGCUUCAACUUGGCAGACUUGAAGAAGCUGUUGAUGUCUACAAAGGAUUGCAAGAAAGAAAUCCUGAAAACUGGGCCUACUAUAAGGGCCUAGAAAAGGCACUUAAACCAGCUAAUAUGAUGGAGAGGCUAAAGAUUUAUGAAGAGGCCUGGACUAAAUACCCAAAGGGACUAGUUCCAAGAAGAUUACCAUUAAAUUUUUUGUCAGGUGAAAAGUUUAAGGAAUGUCUGGACAAGUUCCUAAGGAUGAAUUUCAGCAAAGGUUGCCCGCCGGUCUUCAACACCUUACGAUCAUUAUAUAAAGACAAGGAAAAGGUGGCGAUCAUUGAAGAGCUGGUGGUAGGUUAUGAAACCUCCCUAAGAAGUUGCCGGUUAUUUAACCCAAAUGAUGACGGUAAAGAAGAACCUCCAACCACUUUACUUUGGGUCCAGUAUUAUUUGGCUCAACAUUAUGAUAAAAUUGGACAGCCAUCGCUGGCUUUAGAAUACAUAAAUGCUGCUAUAGAAAGUACUCCCACUUUGAUAGAGCUCUUCCUUGUGAAAGCAAAAAUCUAUAAGCAUGCUGGAAAUAUUAAAGAAGCUGCAAGGUGGAUGGAUGAGGCUCAGGCUUUGGACACAGCAGACAGAUUUAUCAACUCCAAAUGUGCAAAAUACAUGUUGAAAGCAAACUUUAUUAAAGAAGCAGAAGAAAUGUGUUCUAAAUUUACGAGGGAAGGAACCUCGGCAGUAGAGAACUUGAAUGAAAUGCAGUGCAUGUGGUUUCAGACGGAAUGUGCUCAGGCUUACAAAGCAAUGAAUAAAUUUGGAGAAGCACUUAAGAAAUGCCAUGAAAUUGAGAGACAUUUUGUAGAAAUCACAGAUGACCAGUUUGACUUCCACACUUACUGCAUGAGGAAGAUUACUCUUAGGUCUUAUGUGGACUUGUUAAAACUAGAAGAUGUACUUCGGCAACAUCCAUUCUACUUCAAAGCAGCGCGGAUUGCCAUAGAGAUAUAUUUGAAGCUUCAUGAUAAUCCCUUAACAGAUGAAAAUAAAGAACACGAGGCUGAUACAGCAAAUAUGUCUGAUAAGGAGCUAAAGAAGCUACGAAAUAAGCAGAGAAGAGCACAGAAGAAAGCACAGCUGGAAGAGGAGAAGAAGAAUGCUGAGAAAGAGAAGCAACAGAGGAAUCAGAAAAAGAAGAAAGAUGAUGAUGAUGAAGAAAUUGGAGGCCCGAAAGAAGAACUUAUUCCUGAAAAAUUGGCCAAGGUUGAAGCACCUUUGGAAGAAGCCAUUAAAUUUUUAACCCCCCUGAAGAAUUUAGUGAAGAACAAAAUAGAGACGCAUCUCUUUGCCUUCGAGAUUUAUUUUCGAAAAGAGAAGUUCCUUCUGAUGCUUCAGUCUGUGAAGAGAGCUUUUGCUAUUGAUUCCAGUCAUCCUUGGCUUCACGAGUGUAUGAUUCAUCUCUUCAGCAGUGUAUCUGAAAGUAAGGAUCUGCCUGAUGCAGUUAGAACAGUGUUAAACCAAGAAAUGAAUCGGCUUUUUGGAGCAACUAAUCCAAAGAACUUCAAUGAAGCUUUCCUUAAAAAGAACUAUGACUCGCUACCGCAUAGGUUAUCAGCUGCCAAAAUGAUGUACUAUUUAGAUCCUUCCAGUCAGAAAAGAGCGGUGGAGCUGGCAAUGACCCUGGAUGAAUCCCUCAUUAACAGAAAUCUUCAGACUUGUAUGGAGGUAUUAGAAGCUUUAUGUGACGGUAGCCUUGGAGACUGUAAAGAAGCAUCUGAAACUUACAGAGCAAAUUGUCAUAAGCUUUUCCCUUAUGCUUUGGCUUUCAUGCCCCCUGGUUAUGAAGAGGAUAUGAAGAUCACAGUUAAUGGAGAUAGUUCUGCAGAACCUGAAGAACUGGCCAAUGAAAUAUGAAUAACUGUAUUGGAAAAAAAUGACAUUGGACCAUAUCUGGUGUAUAAUAUUUUUGUCACGCACCUGCUGAAUUGUUCUAACUUACACAGAGAAUGGAAGGGGAAAAAAAACUGUUGCCUUCAAAUAGUUUUACUUUUUUUUUUAUCCUGCUGACAAAGUAUAUAUAUAAAAUAUCUAACAUAUUACUGGAUAUAGGUUGUUUGGUUUCUUAAAAAUUAAAAGCUGCUAAAAUUGAAGAAAAAAAAGCCCUUGUCCUUACCUACCUACCCAUGUUUUUAAACUAAUUUAUAUAAAAUCUGGAGGCGCGGAGCCUUCAGAGCAGGUGUGUGGCAGAAAUAUUACUUUAAAUUUGUCUUGUGAGAUUACUGUUAUCUCAGACAGCAAAAAUGCUGUUUUAGCACUGGAUUCUUUCACUGAGCACAAAGAGUUGUUGGGGCUUUAGCAUCUGACUGAUUUUGAUACGGGGAUGAUUCAGUCCAUAGGAAGUAUGCAAUGUGAAAUCAGAAUAUACAGAGAAACCUGCAACGUACACGUUGCGUUGCGGAUGCUGGGACAUACGGAUAGCAAGCAGAAUUAAGAAACAUAGUGUGUUCAAUAAGCUUGUUGCGUCUCUGAAAUUCACUGUACACGAUCAGUUUGGUGUUCUUGCACCACAGUUUUUUAACCGAAGGAACCAGUUGAAACGAUAUCUCUGAAUUAAACACAGAAGGCAGGGUGGGGAGAAUAAAUAACGUUGCUGGUUUUGAGAUGAACCCGUCUGAAUAGGUUGGCCAAACUUUUUAAAACUGUAAUGCAAGAACCAAAUAAAAUUAUGCACUGUGAUGUGGCACCAACUAAUUAGGAAAGAUAGCAUGCAUUUUUCACGUAGAGUGAAACCAAAAUGAGAACAUACUAUGGCUUGAAGUUGCAAAGAGGAGAACUCCUGACUACCGUUCUGACUGAUCAAGAGACUAAUAGUUUAAAACCUCAGCAGGCCUUGUUCACGUUAUGCAGAAUAAAAAAAAGUGCUGCAGUUUAGAUACCUCUGGAACUUUUCCACAGUGUCACAGGUUUGUAAUACUUGAAGCCCUACAUUUCUAAGAAUAUAUUUCUUGCUCAGUUGUUUCAGGCAAGCCCAAGACUUUGUAACUUUUAAGGGGCCCAAGAUUUUUUUUCAAUAACAGACCAGCUUCUUAUUCCUGCAGUUACGGAUGUAAUUUCCUUUGUCAAACAUAAGGUACCAAAUAUGAUGCAAUAAAACGUUUUGAAAAACAA
Molecule: messenger RNA, 4165 nt
Organism: Gallus gallus (chicken)
Lineage: Eukaryota; Metazoa; Chordata; Aves; Galliformes; Phasianidae
Gene: NAA15
Product: N(alpha)-acetyltransferase 15, NatA auxiliary subunit
Exons: 20
Coding region: 314-2911 (865 amino acids)
Biological process (GO): N-terminal peptidyl-methionine acetylation
Cellular component (GO): cytoplasm; NatA complex
Molecular function (GO): protein binding; protein-N-terminal amino-acid acetyltransferase activity
Source: RefSeq, a predicted model, not a curated record